Protopolystoma xenopodis is the source of this 231-nucleotide messenger RNA. Lineage: Eukaryota; Metazoa; Platyhelminthes; Monogenea; Polystomatidea; Polystomatidae. The record is from the annotation of a GenBank genome assembly.
AUGCCUGCACAGGUAAAAUGGGAUGCACAUGCACAUACAUUCUCGUGUCUCUGUGCUCCGGUACUGGGGCGGCUGAAGCCAUUAUCAAGUGAGUCGCAGACCAACUCACAGGUGUUGAUGUCCCCUCAUUUCAUGAACUUUCCCUAUCCUCUCCUCUUUUGCACCCUCCUUGUUGGCCCGAUCCAGACGACCAGAAGUCCUACAGCCUCAGACGUGCCGACGCACAACUGA